GAUUAUACACUUUUGACUUACUUACGGCCAUUAGACGGGUAUUCGUGGUGGUUUUAAUGUGGUUCUCUGCCAGGAUGACCUACAUAUGGAUGCAGGCUAUGGCAGACGUGCUGGCUGUUCGCGGGGAUGUCCAGGCAGAAGAAAACAGACUGCUCCCGGUCGAGCCGGGCCGAUUUCCAUGGGGCAGGCUGGCUCACCGUUACGUUUUGACGACCAGGAGCCAUCUGCGGCGCUAUCACCAAAGUGAUGGGAUUUAUUCUGUCUGUUGUGGUUGCGACAGCAGACAAUGUGCUCCGCCUGGAACAGUAACACAGAUAAUUCAAACCCUGCCGCCCCGACUGGUCCGGCAUCGACCAAUGAGAAACUUAGUUCAUCUGUGGAGGAUUUGUCCGACGCCGAGGGUGUAUGGAGUCCUGACAUCGAGCAGAGCUUCCAGGAGGCGCUGGCCAUAUACCCACCAUGUGGCAGACGCAAGAUCAUCCUGUCAGACGAGGGCAAGAUGUAUGGUCGUAAUGAGUUGAUAGCUCGCUAUAUAAAGCUGCGGACAGGGAAGACGCGCACGCGGAAACAGGUUUCAAGUCACAUCCAGGUACUCGCUCGCCGCAAAGCAAAGGAAAUCCAGGCGCAGCUGAAGGUAAUAACCGAGGAUGGCUGUGGGCCGUAUUCACAGGACCAGGCUUCCCGGGACAAAGCUCUACAACAGAUGGCGUCAAUGUCGUCAGCACAGAUCGUAUCAGCGAGUGCUAUUCACAACAAGGCCCUCGCUCAGAGUCUCGGAAACAUGCCGGGAAUACCGCCCGUCAGACCGGCCUACCCCGGGGCUCCCUCGUUCUGGCAUUCUGGAUUACAAGGAGAUGUGAAGCCGUUUGGUUCCAGUGGUUAUGGAAUUGAAUCAAAACUGCAGUCUGGUAUACCUGGUGAAAUGGCGCCGGCCUGGCAAGACCGGUCGAUUGCUGGACCCAAACUGAGACUGGUGGAAUUCUCAGCUUUUCUUGAACAACAGCGCGACCCAGAAUCUGUUGGGUAUCAUAAACAUCUUUUUGUUCACAUUAAUGCUACAGCAAGUUACAAUGAGCCACUGUUAGAGGCAGUGGACAUCCGACAGAUUUACGACAAGUUUCCAGAGAAGAAGGGCGGAUUGAAAGAACUCUAUGAUAAAGGUCCACAGUCUUCGUUCUUCCUUGUCAAGUUCUGGGCUGACAUUAACACAAAUGUUCAGGAUGAAGCGGGAGCAUUCUAUGGUGUCACAAGCCAAUAUGAGAGCAGUGAAAACAUGACAAUUCAGGUAUCAACCAAGGUGUGUUCAUUUGGCAAGCAGGUUGUGGAGAAGGUAGAGACUGAGUAUCCCCGGUUUGAAAAUGGAAGAUUUGUUUAUCGAAUCCACCGAUCUCCCAUGUGCGAAUACAUGAUCAACUUUAUACACAAAUUAAAACAUCUUCCUGAAAAAUACAUGAUGAACAGUGUUCUGGAAAACUUCACAAUAUUACAGGUGGUGACGAAUCGUGACAGUCAGGAGACUCUGUUGUGUAUUGCCUUUGUGUUUGAGGUGUCCACCAGUGAGCACGGGGCACAGCACCACAUAUACAAACUCGUCAAAGACUGAGUAUUCAAGGGAACUCACUCUGUUGUGCUAUUGUAAAGGUGGCUUCCACACAUUUUCUUAAGAAUCAUGCUGAAUGCUGGCAGGAACCAUUUCACUCUGCAUGGUGUGUGCAGGACAAUAUAUUCGGUGGAAAGAGAGAUUUCGUAUAUUUUCAUGCAAAAUCAUUGUUUGUUGUUUAAUACAAAAGUGCCUUAAUCGUUAAAGCACGAUCAUUAAUUUUGGUGCAUUAAGUUGCAUGAUGUGUCAUCAUGGAGAUCAUUUUAUUUGGAAAAUAGUUAAGAAUUAUUUAAUACAGACUCAUCCUGUUGAUCAGUGUCAUUAUCUACCAUUAUACGUGCAGUCCAUUGAUAUAAUAUACCGUGGAUAUGUACCAUCCAUUGAUAUAAUAUACUGUUGAUAUGUACCAUUCAUUGAUAUAAUGUACCGUGGAUAUGUACCAUCCAUUGAUAUAAUAUACUGUGGAUAUGUACCAUUCAUUGAUAUAAUAUACUGUUGAUAUGUACCAUUCAUUGAUAUAAUGUACCGUGGAUAUGUACCAUCAAGUGUGUGCAGUUCAUUGAUGUAUAUAUAUGUGUGUGUGUGUGAGUGUGUGCUGUCAUGUGUAGUCUCUUAACAUGUGUAGUGUCGGUGAGUACCAUCAUACAUGCAGUUCAUUGUAUAAUAUACAGUGUCAAUAUUCACCAUCAUGUGCAGUCCAUAGUGUCGAUAUAAUCGGUGUCAAUUUGCAUCAUCCUGUACAUGCAGUUCAUUGAUUAAGUGUAUAUUGUUGUUGCAGGCAAUCUAUUGGUGUAAUAUCAAUGUGUACAGAACAUUGACAGUUAUAAUGCCAGGGCUAGCUCGGAGUGAAGAAACAAUUUCACCAAAUUUUUGUUUAACCGUAAAGAAUUGCAAAACCCCAGUUAUUUUCUGAUAAAAUGUAACUUUUUACAUGCAGUUAUUUGCCAGAUUAAAAUAAAUUUCACAGUUGGUGAAUUUGAUGACUGCCUGUAUGCCAUCUCACAAUUCACUGAUACCAUGUAUGGUGUUGGGUUGAAAUAUAUUGCACUGAUGCAGUAUAUAGAGUGGUAGCACUCCCUGUGUGAUGUACCAUUACAUGUGUGGUGUAUGACACAUACAGCAUAUGUGUGAUUUGACAUGACAGUUUUGAGCCAAAAAUUCUCAUGCACGUCUUUUGCCAUGUGACUGCCUAAUGUUUGUUUACAAUUAGGUCAUGCAAUGUUGUGGCCAAAAAAGGUGUUUUGUUGCAUGGUCCAAUGUGUUUUAGCUGCAGUAGUGCUUAUUGUUGCCAAGAAUCUGUUUAGUAGUUGGUUUUAGCUUUCAUAGAGGGAUACAUGGGAUUUAGAACACAAGUUAAAUAUGGGAAAAUUGAAAUUUGUUUGUUUUUGAGAUAUGUUAUGUUUUACUUGUUUUUAUUUGACUUUUUAAGAAUUGAUUUUAGUAUUUUCCACUUUGUUUUACUUUAAAUAAGUGAAGCCAUUAACGCAUUAAAGAUUGCUGAGCAUGUAUUGGCCCCAGAAUUUUAUAUAUCAAUCACUAGUGAGCUUGUUUUACAUUUUCAAAAUGUAACAUGCAAACAUGAUUUUGUUAUUGUUUUAGUUAGCCUAUGUUUUAAAAAAUUUCUGCUGUCCAGUUUUGAAAUAUGUUUUCUACUACAAAAAGUUUCAUUUCAGACUGUCUUAUGUAAACAAGUUUAGAAUCUUUUUCUUAUCUUGACAAAAACUAGUAAAUCAAAUGCAAUACCAUGCUCUGUCAGUCUGCCUUUUGAGUAAGUUUAUAAACAGAAAAACAAAGUUAAGUGAUUAUGAUUAAAAAAAUUAUUACAAAUGGUAAUAAGUUUUAUUACUGUAUAUUAAAAUACUUGUGCCAAUUUCUUCAAGUCAUGUAAAAGGAAAUGUGUAUACCGGUACAUAAACUAUCCAGAUAAGUAUAUAUCGAUUCAUUUUGCUUAUUGGCUGCAGCUUGAGAUAAUUUCUGUUGGUGUUAAUUAAUAUUGCACAUCAUUUCAUUUGUCAUAUAUUUCGUUUUGAUUUCAAACUACAAACAAUUGUGUAAGCAGUCUAAAAGCCGAUUGGCUAUGUAUGUCAACUCUGAAAGCUGAUUGGCUAUGUAUGUCAGCUCUGAAAGCUGAUUGGCUAUGUAUGUCAACUCUGAAAGCAAGUCAGCAAGUCAGUUUUUGAAGCUGAUUGGAUGUGCAACUUGAUUCUGAAAGCUGAUUGGCUCCACUAGCCAGAUGCUAUGUCCUCUUGAUCUCCAUCACAUGGCAGCUACAAGCUGAGUUGAGAUGUUUGAUUGUUAUACCAUCGUCUCACACAGCAGUACACUAUAGACUUUUUUUUAUGACAGUUUUUAACUAAACCAUCAAUAUUUAAUUUUUCUCAACAGUAAAAGGACGUAAGUUAACGCAAAGUAUGUCAGAAAUAGCCUGAUAUUUAACCAUGUGUUCGGCUUUCUUGAUUCCUGGUCAGAAGAGAAAUUUAAUUUCAUGCAGUAUUUCAUAUUUAUAUAUAACGUGUUGUUUAGCCACAAUGUUGAACUACACACUAUUGUCAAGCAGUCAUGUUUUCAUAAAAGUUCAUUAAGCUGUCAUUAUGUUAUAUUAUAUAGAUUCAUAUGUUUUGUUUGAAUUUCUAUUUAAUCAUCACUGUUCAUCUGUCCAUGCUCUUUAGCCACACGUCUGGAAUGUUGGUUUUUAUUGAAGAAAACGUUGAUGUGAUGUCAUUAUUUGUCAGACCAGUAGGAAUUGGGAUUUGACCCUUUCUUUGCAAUGCUUGAGUUAUGAUCACUAAGUAAAGCAAUUUUAAAAUCCAGAUGUAGUAGUAGUAGGGGGAAAAAGAAAUGAUGUAAUGUGCUUGUAUCACUCAUGUUUGUUCAAAAACAUUGUGGACAGUUUGAUUUAAUUUACAUUGUCUAAAAUGGGUCACAUAAGUCCUGUUUUAAACCAUGUGUAAUAUAUAAAAUAAAUACAUAACUUCCUUGGGAUGGAUUUACUAAAAACUAAACACAAUUUUUAAAACAGCAUUUCUUCACAUCACGGAUACAAGCAAAAUAUUCUUGUACAUCCACAUAUGUGCAUAUAACUUUGUUAAUUGUAUCUCUGUUAUGAGCAUAUCAGUUGUGUUCUGUAAACUCAGUAUUUAAAGCUCUGUCACAUGCUUGAACCAAAUGGUUUAAGUGUACUGAUGUGGUCACAAUCAUUGGAUUUAAUCUGGAGACUGUCGGAGAGAACUUGGGGAGGGUGUAGUGGGUACGUUUUUAUUAUUAGUUUUGAAAGCAUUCUUCUCUGCCAAGUGCAUUGUGUUUCUCCUGUUGGUCUUCAAUCUGCAACAAGUUGAAAUCUGUUUCAAGAUUUAUUGUUAUAGUCUGACUAACGUGUGUGUGUAUACGUUCAUCAAAUACUGGAUCUACUUAGCAAGUUUGAUUAUCACUGUAAUAUAUUAUACUUGUACAAUGUGCUUAUUAGUUCUACAUUAAUUUUAAUUAUAUUUGUACAAUAUUCCUGCUUUUACAAUGUUAUCAAGAAUCGUCCAUUUGAUGUUUCUGUCUGUUUACAGAUGUGUAUAUAAUUGUGUGCCUUAACAUCUACGUGAAGCAUCAGUAUUCAUGUGUAGUCGUCCUAAGAAGAAAAACCAAAACAGUGUCAAUAUACAUUUGUUUUAUUACACUGUUUGCCAAGUAAUCUGAUUAUUUUUGUGAAUUACGCUUGAAGUGAUUUAGAAACUGAAAAGCAAGUAGCAUGUUUUAAAUUAAGAAAUAGUUUAUCUUUUGGUGACUGAUACUAUUUUUUAUCAAGGAAAUAUUUGUUAUUGAGAGUUUGUUUCAGUUGUGAGAAUUAUUUUGAUAUCAAAGUUUUAAUCUUCACAUACAUAAUUACGUCUGCUAUCUGUAUCAUAUAAUGCUAUUCAUUUGAGCAGUCUCCUGUUAAUGAUGAACCUGCCUUGAGAAGCCACUUUUCUAUUGUGUACAGUAUUAAGCAGCAAUCUAUUUUUGGAUGAAGGUUAAGUAGGUCAUUCUGACCUGUUUAAGUAUUUUAGACUGAAAUCUUGCUAUUUAGGUAAUGUAAGUUAUAUCUUGUUUGGCAUUUCUUUGACCAAAGUUUCUAAACCCACCUCAAUUUAACAUCCCUCAUCACAAGUAUCACCAUUAUCAUAAAUGUGAAUUAAAUGCUACAUCUAGCAGUAGAUUAACAUUGUAGGUGUGCUGUUGAUUAAAUGUAAUGAACAAAAUCUAAACAAAUUAGUCUGCCUAACUAUUUUAUCAGAAGUUUAACUGCCAUUUGUUCAUAUACAUGCAUAACAUUUGCUGGGUAUCACAAUCUUGUUAAAUGUAUAAAGAUAAGAUAAGUUUCCUUGUGGAGAAGAUAUGCAAUUUAAAUAUUAUGAAAACACUUUGUUUAUUUUCAUAGUUUGAUAAGUAUGUGCUCUUAAUAACUCUAGACAGAAAAAAUUGCUGUUGAUGUGCAUACUAUAUAUUAUGUGUUCUGUAACCAGAGAUAAAAGUUUUCCACUUUUAUUGACAAUUCUGCAUUUUUAAUUGUGUGUACAAUGUUUCCACUGUUUGUCCACAAUUUUCUAUAUUAAAGUGCAUACAAAAUAUCCUUUCCUUCUUAUGGAAAAAUGUAGCAGGUUUCCUCUCUAAGAGUACAUGUCAAAAUUACAAAGUGUGACAUCCAAUAGCUGAUGAUUAAUAAAUCAAUGUGCUCCAGUGGUGUCUUUAAACAAAACAAACAUUCUGCAUUUAAAAUGUAUAAUAUGAUUUUGGCUGGUACUUUGUUAUGAAUGAGGAUCAACAUUUUAGACUAUUAAACCUAACCCUACCAGCAGUAUUAAAAUUUACAGAUUAAAAAAAAAAAAAAAUUGUAACCUAGUUGUAACUGCACUUGAAAUGUGGGCAGUUGUUUACAUCGAUUAAAAACCAGUGUGUUGUAUACACAAAGAACAUUUGUAUUGGUAUUUUACAUAGAGAAUAAUACACGAGUGGCCGUUAAAUACCAUGUAUCUCACAACAAGUGGUUUUAAAAUGUAUCUAAUGAGUGAAAGCAAGAUUAAUACAUUUCUAAACAACGAGUUGUGAGAUAAACGGACAAGAAUGCAUUAUUCUAUUUCUUACAUAUCCUCAAAAACCAAGUUUUUAACAUCUUUUUUGACUAAAAGUUAUUUACAGCCAUUGCACUUGUAGCUAACUUACGCAUCACAGACACAUGAUUGUCAGGUUAACUAUACGUCAAAGUGUAAUCUCUUUCCACUGUGUUUUUCAUUGGCUGCAUGGCACUGGUGACCUGGUCAUCACCUAGAAGCAGCCAGUUGUAUGUCUUGAAAUUGUUAACACAUGUACGUAUGUUAACAACCCAUGUGUUAUCAAAAAUAAGGCAUUAUGUUCUCACCAACGGGUGUGUAAGAAAAUUGAUAACAAUAUAUUAAUUUCUAUGUAAGGUAAUUACUGUUAUAUAUUUGAACAACAUAAUAUAUGAAUAACAAAGGUUAUUUAUAGUAAUGUUGCCUUUAAGCUGAAUAUUAAAAAAACAGAAUAUCCUUUAUAUGCUUCAGGUACUUUUUGUACUCUUAUCUAUGUAAUACAGCUGUUGGUCUACCUGUGUAAUACAGUGAUUUGUCUACCUGUGUAACUGCGGUUUGUCUACCUGUGUAAUACAGCGGUACCUAUAUAAUACACUGGUUUGUCUACCUGUGUAAUACAUUGGUUUGUUCUGCAUUUCACCAUGUUGCAGAGUAUUUCGAUUGUUUUGUUAGUGAUAACUAAACAUGGAUUUCACCAAGACAUAUUUUCAGAAUAUGGUGUUAAGCAAUAUGGACUCGUUUAGAGCGUGAUGUGUGCCUUCAACAUAACUCUCCGUCCUUCCGCACAGUGAUCGGAAAAUAACAGCCUUCACCUUUAUUUUUGAGAAAUUAUUAAUAUACACAUCAAUUAUCUAAAUAAUUCUUGGAAACAGUCAUACAAAAUAAAUAAUAGAAAAAGAAACAUUUCUUUAUGCAAAAUAGGACUCGAAAGGUUUUAAAAAAAUAUUUUACUGUAACCUUGCAAUGCCAAAACAUGUUUGAUAAAAUUAGUUUUUAUGAUAUAUUUCUAUGUAUUACAGGUGGCAGUUUGUUAAAUAUUAAAAAAUGCUCUACUUGUAGCUGUUUACCAAGCAUACAUAUUACUAUUUGAAAUGUUUAUGUGCCUAUAUAGUCAUGGGUUGUUCUUGGUUUUUCCUUUUCCUUUUUAUUUAUUUUUAUUUUUUAUUAUUGUCACCUUCAGUACACAUUGUUGAGAAACGCCUGUACUUAAAACAUAUUCUAUGUUGAACUAGUCAAAAACAGUUUGUUUUACAUACCAAUGGACUACAGAGUCAUGAAACUGUUUAAUUUUAUGAUUGUGUUUGUGCAUGUACAUUGCACAAGAUGUUUUAACCAAAACAAUCUUACACCCAAACCUUCCUUGUUUAAUUCUUUUUUCUUUUUAACAAUUUAGUUGCAUGCUGGUUUGAAUUUUACAAUCCACCCAUUGACACUCCACCUAUUUGAUCCCACUUCAGGUAUUGUUUUUCCAUGGAAAUUUUUCAUAAACAAUAUGUCUCCUAGAGUUUUCUUUUCUAUCAACAGUUGAGAUAUAUUGUUUAGUGAUUUCGUCUUGUUGAUGUAGUAUAUUGUUAAUUAGGUCUAUUAUAAUGAAGUAUGUGGUGGAAACCUAUACCCAUGUUUUGUUGAAUACCCUAGGCUUUACAAUAGUCCAGCCAAGCUAUUUUUUAAGAAGUAAAAUAAACUUGUAAUAUUGUUAUUCAUGUUUUGACCCUUGUUAAAUCUGCUGUCUUGAUUCUGUACUCUACUGAAACAACAUUUUCCAUCUUAUUUACUUCUCUUUCUCUUUCUCUUGUAACACAAAACUGUUAUAUGCAUAGGUGUAAGCUGGGGGGGGGGGGGGGGGGGGGGGGGGGGGGGGUCAUUCAAACCCCUAGGAGAGGCAAAAACAGUUUUGUACAAUGCAAUAUUAGCCUAUUCAUACAGGUGUCCAGGAAAAAUGUAGACAGAAGGAUCAGCUGGGUUCAUAUUUGAACAAGCCCCCCGCCCCCCGCCCCCCGCCCCCAAUCCCUUCUGGGUUCAGACCCCUGUUAAUCUACAAUUAGUAUGUCCAAAAUAUGAGAGGUAUAAAGGCUGUAAUAAAAUAAAUGCUAGAUUUUCAUGGAAAUAGUUUGUUUUCAAAAAGGGAGCAGGGGUGGGGUUUUUUUUUGUGAGCAUCGGAAAAUAUAGCACAUCAACUAUCAUGAUUAUGUUUAAAGAACAAUAAAAAAAAUUCAUUAAUUUGUUUUGGUUUUUUUAAUUAUUUAAUAAAAUAGUGUGUGUGCAGGAGUGAAAAUCUUGAAUUAUUUUAUUAUUGCCUGAUAUAAUGACAGUCACAACUAACUGCUAUAAAUACUAGUACCUCUUGGCAAUCCAAACUGCUGAUGUCAACCUGUUUAACCAAAUACCUCUUAUAACUACACACACCUUGUAUUACAUAAUUCCAAUCUAUCUUACUACCAGCAGCAAGGAAUGGGGUCCUGUCUAGACAGAACAGUGUGUUAUUAAUAUUAACGUUGUACGACUUUUAUGCAAAUGCAGUGUUAUCCUUGUAACAGCAGCUUGAAUAUUGUGACUUGUUCAUAAUGCAAUUUAUAUAUCUAUCUUGAUCUAGCAUUGUUAGCAUCGGUAAUACAUUUUGUACAUCUACAAAUAAUCCAUUCUUUUAUAAUAUAUUAUUUGUCUACCAUGUUUGAAAUUAAAAUGCUUUUGUAAUGAA
Messenger RNA from Gigantopelta aegis, 9373 nucleotides. RefSeq names its product transcriptional enhancer factor TEF-1-like. Gene Ontology annotation, molecular function: DNA-binding transcription factor activity, RNA polymerase II-specific; RNA polymerase II cis-regulatory region sequence-specific DNA binding. The record is from RefSeq and is a predicted model, not a curated record. NCBI's taxonomy places the organism in Eukaryota, Metazoa, Mollusca, Gastropoda, Neomphalida, Peltospiridae. The coding region runs from base 287 to 1603 and encodes 438 amino acids. The transcript is spliced from 13 exons. Gene Ontology annotation, biological process: embryonic organ development; hippo signaling; regulation of transcription by RNA polymerase II. Gene Ontology annotation, cellular component: transcription regulator complex.